Eriocheir sinensis (Chinese mitten crab) is the source of this 435-nucleotide messenger RNA. Its product is annotated as prostatic spermine-binding protein-like. NCBI's taxonomy places the organism in Eukaryota, Metazoa, Arthropoda, Malacostraca, Decapoda, Varunidae. The record is from RefSeq and is a predicted model, not a curated record. Bases 1 to 435 code for a protein of 144 amino acids. The transcript is spliced from 3 exons.
AUGUAUGCGGAGGUGCUCAAAGCUGAAGACAUUUUGUCCUCGGGCUAUGCCACCACAGCCUCCUCAAGCCCCUCGCGUCCCCUCUUUCAAAACGACGACGGAGGCAACGACGAAGACGAAAACGGAGACAACGACGAAGACGGAGACAACAACGAAGACGAAGACAACAACGAAGACGGAGACAACGACGAAGACGGAGACAACGACGAAGACGGAGACAACGACGAAGACGAAGACAACGACGAAAACGAAGACAGAGACAGCGACGAAGACAACGACGAAGACAACGACGAAGACGAAAACAACGACGAAGACGAAGACAACGAAGACGGAGACAACGACGAAGACGAAGACGACGAAGACUACAAUGACGACGACGAAGACAGCAACGACAACGACGACAAAGAGGAAGAUAUGUGUGAAGGGAAGUCAUAG